Emiliania huxleyi CCMP1516 is the source of this 693-nucleotide messenger RNA. RefSeq lists its product as hypothetical. The coding region runs from base 1 to 693 and encodes 230 amino acids. Gene Ontology annotation, molecular function: oxidoreductase activity, acting on the CH-OH group of donors, NAD or NADP as acceptor. The transcript has 2 exons. NCBI's taxonomy places the organism in Eukaryota, Haptophyta, Isochrysidales, Noelaerhabdaceae. The record is from RefSeq and is a predicted model, not a curated record.
AUGCACGCUCUGGUGGGCAAUGCCCCGCUGCUGAUGGCAGGCGCCGUUGCGGGCGCGGCGCUGGCCUUCCUUUUGGGUUGCAAGCGCAGCUCGUCGACCCGCGAAGUCUGGCCCGCGAAGGAGGACGUGCCGGAAGCCGCUGCGAAGCUGCAGGUGGCGAAGGGUGCAAAGCAUUAUGGAGUGGAGCUCGACCACAUGGAUGAGGCUUCGCUGAUGGCUGGGUUCGAGGAGGCGCUCAAAAUCGCUGGUAAAGUGGAUAUUCUCAUUUAUAACGGCCUGCAAGGCAUUGAGGCUGCGCAGGGAAAGAAGCUUGACAUUGCAACCACCUUUAAUGAUUUCGCAAAGCAGCAAACCAACAACGCGGGAUAUUUUGUACUCGCGCGCUGCUUGCGCAAUCAUGUCGUUUCGCGCGGAAUUGAGGGCGCUGUGAUCAAUAUUGUGAGCAUGUAUGGGCAGGUGGCUUCUUAUCUAGAUGCUUAUGCAGGCCUCCCCUAUUCCAGCCCUGUGUCAUACCACAGUCUGAAAGGAGGCACAAUUCACCUGACACGGCAUCUUGCUGCUUAUUGGGCAGCGGAUGGUGUCCGGGUCAACUGCCUCUCGCCUGGAGCUUUCCCAAGGGCCGACCGCCCCACCAGCUCUUAUUACAAGGCUGAAGACAAAGCUUCCAAUGAAGCGGAUGGGGCAGCCUCAUGA